Jatropha curcas is the source of this 3884-nucleotide messenger RNA. The record is from RefSeq and is a predicted model, not a curated record. Lineage: Eukaryota; Viridiplantae; Streptophyta; Magnoliopsida; Malpighiales; Euphorbiaceae.
AAAAUCCAAGACCCAGUUAACGCUCUCCUCUUCAAAACUCUGUUUCUCUCUGCUUCAGUGCUCAUUUUCUAAUUCUUAGCUUUCUCAUCGAUUUCUUUCCUUUUCCUCUUUGAAUCGAGCGCCCCUCCUCUCUCUCUCUCUCUCCCAAAUCCCAGUUAAGAAAAUGUUCACUGAAGGUUUAGAUGAAAGCGCAAUCAACUGGAUCAAACAGGGAUCAGAUAUACCAGAACCCCGUAUUCGAUCUCCUUUAUCUCCAUUAACAGAGCAGCAAUCUCCUCGCGAUCAAUUUCCAAAAUCUCCCGUUGACCUACUUCCAAAAUCUCCACUUUUAUACAAUAAUAAUAGUUUUAGCUCUACCCAUGUUUUACCUCCUCUUAAAUUCCAUUCUGGGUUGUUAACACCUCGCAGCAUAGUAGUCCCAUGCGCAGACGACGAUGAUAAUGAGAGCGUUGCGUCCGUUUCUGAUUAUGUGGGUGGGAAUUACUUCGAGGAGGAGGAAGACGACGCGGGUGUUACCGACACUGUCUAUUUGGAGAAGCCAUUUGUGCAAAGCUACGAGGAGGAAGAGGUAUAUGGGAACAUGCCUAAAACGAAGUUGAGUAGAGGUUUAUUGAAAGAAGAUCUGAAAAUUGAAGUUCCUAGUAAUUUUAGAAGGUUCACCACAGAUGGUGAACUGGUUAACAGAAAAAAUGUCUUCAAGAAUUUGACCCCUGGUGCUGGAAGUUGCCCACUGAGAGAGAAAGUCCAGUUACGCAAUGCACCAGCGACGUUUGAUGGUAUUUCUUCUGGUAACGAAAUAGGCUUGAUUAAAGAGGUUGGAGAUUUGGGAACUCCAAGUGCACCUCCAAUUAUGGUAGCUGGGGGAGAAGGAAAGAGUUUUGUAGUUGAACCAGAAAAUGAACAAACUGUUGUUGGGGUUUGCAAGUCAGAAGAAACAGAUACUUUUGAUGGAAGCAAAGAAGGUCUGGUUGAUAGAACUUCACAAUCUAUGCAUAACACUGAAUUUGUUGAAAGAAAGGAGACCAUGCACAGAGAAAAAGCAGAAACCAUGCCUUAUUGGCAGACAAGCUCAUUGGAUCAUUCAACUUACUAUAACACGAGUGGUCAAUAUGCUUGGCACACCCUAAUAGCUUAUGAUGCAUGUAUCCGCUUAUGUCUAUAUGCGUGGGCUAGGGGUUGCACUGAGGCUCCUGAGUUUUUGCGAGAUGAGUGUCUGCUUCUUCGAAGUGCAUUUGGACUACACAAAUUCUUGCUGCAACCACGAGGUGUACAACCAACAGAAGUAAGAACUACUCAGAAUGCAGAACAAACUUUUCCUUUGAAAAUAAAGAAGGUUGUUGGGAAGAUAAGAGUGGAAGUAAGGAAACUUCGAAUAAUACCCAGGCGGAAACUUAAGAGCACAUACUCUCAGCGAAGUGCAGUCUACAUGGAAGUGGGGAAAGAGUAUGUCCGACAUGUUUCAUCGCUAGUGAAAACUGGCAUGAAUUCUCUUAAACUAGCUUCAUUUUCACUGACCUCAGAAGAGCAGUUGUCAUGCGUAUUCCAACUGAAGAGCACCAGUGAAGAUACUCGAGUUGAAUCAGGUUCUACCAUUUGCUUGCGUCCUGGCAGUGGAGAAUAUCAUGUCUUUUUUCCUGAGAGUGAAGGAGAUGCUCUUUUAGUAGAAGUCCAAGAUGAAAAAAAAGCAGUCCAAGGUCGAGCCACAAUUCAAAUUUCAUCAUUGAAUGAUAAUCCUAGUGACAGAAUUCGGUGGUGGCCUUUAUUACACGAUGAUCAAGAAUGUCUUGGGAAGAUACAGCUCUCAAUUGGUAGUACAAUCACAUGUGAUGAGACUAACAAUAUAAAGAGUGGUCCUGUUGUGGAAACCCUUGCUUACGAUCUACUGCUAGAGGCUGCUAUGCGUGCACAACAUUUUCAUUCCCGAAACUUGCGAUUGCAUGGACCUUGGAAGUGGUUGUUGACUGAAUUUGCAGAUUAUUAUGGCGUUUCUGAUUCAUAUACCAAGUUGAGAUUUCUUUCACAUGUCAUGAAUGUGGCCACUCCAACAAAAGGGUGCUUAGAGCUUGUCAACGAGUUACUUAUACCCAUUAUAAAGGCUCGGGGGGAGAAAAGUUUGACUAGACAAGAGAAAAGUUUACUAUUAGAUUGUGAAACACAAAUUGAAAGUCUCUUGGCAAAUGUUUUUGAGAACUACAAGUCUCUGGAUGAAAAUUCUCCCACAGGAUUGGCAGACCUGUUUGGUCCAGUGCAAGAGUCUGCUGCACCAGCUUUAGCUCCUGCUGUUGAAGUCUACAUCCUUCUUCAUGAUAUACUAUCUCAAGAUGCACAGACUAUGCUGAGAAACUAUCUGCAGACUGCAGCUAAGAAGAGGUGUCGGAAGCACAUGAUUGAAACUGAUGAGUUUGUGUCUGGCAACUCAGAAGGUUUCCUCAUGGAUUCCAUUACCAUCUCAACAGCUUAUUUGAAAAUGAAGAAUCUGUGUAUAAUUAUUGGCAAAGAGAUUCAGGCAGACAUCAAGAUCCACAAUCAGCACAUAUUUCCAAGUUCAAUCGACUUGUCGAAUAUCACAGCUGCUGUUUACAGCACUGAAUUGUGCAACAGGCUUAGAAGUUUCCUUUCUGCCUGGCCUCCAUCUAGCCCACAGCCACAUGUGAAUGAACUUCUGAUAGCAAUUGCUGACUUUCAACGGGAUCUUGAGCGGUGGAAUAUCAGUCUAGUGCAGGGUGGUGUAGACUCAAGGAGCUUGUUCCACAGUUACAUAAUGGUGUGGGUGCAGGAUAUGCAACUCAACUUACUUGAGCAAUGCAAAGCAGAAAAGGUGCCAUGGGCUGGAGUAACAACAAACCAUUCCACCUCUCCGUUUGCUGAAGAAAUGUAUGAGAAAAUCAAAGAUUCCCUUAUUGAGUAUGAAGUGGUGAUCAAUCGUUGGCCUCAGUAUUCAUUGAUUUUGGAAAAUGCUGUUGCUGAUGUGGAAAGAGCAAUCAUUAAGGCUUUGGAAAAGCAAUAUAAUGACAUCUUAACUCCUUUGAAAGAUAGCAUUCCAAAGAGACUUAAUAUGCAGGUUCAAAAACUAACCAGAAGACAAUCGACAACACUCUAUUCUGUACCUAAUCAAUUGGGGAUUUUUAUGAAUACCAUCAAGAGAAUUUUGGAUGUGUUACAUUGUAGAGUGGAAGACAUCUUGAAGUCUUGGGCAUCCUAUCUUCCUGUCAUGGGAGAUAGAAAGUCACUCUUUGGGGAGCAGAUGAAUGGAAUCACAGUUCUCUUGAGGACAAAAUACAAAAAUUAUUUGCAGGCAACCGUUGAAAAGCUUGUUAACAAUACACAAGCUAACAGGAGCACACGGCUGAAAAGAAUUUUGGAGGAAAUAAGAGAAGAAGAUGGAGAGGCUGAAGUCCGUGAAAGAAUGCAGAUGCUGAGUUCACAGCUCAUUGACUUCAUAUCCAAUUUGCAUGAUGUCUUUACUAGUAGAAUAUUUGUUGCAGCCUGUCGUGGAUUCUGGGAUAGGAUGGGACAGAUUGUCUUGAAGUUUCUUGAAGGAAGGAAGGAAAACAGGGUUUGGUAUAAUGGCUCUUGUCAUGCUCUUGGGAUAUUGGACGAUACCUUUGCUUCCCAAAUGCAACGACUGCUGGGAAAUUCACUGCAAGAAAAGGAUAUUGAGCCCCCUCGUUCAGUAAUUGAAGCACGAUCUAUUCUUUGCAGAGACACGGCAAAUGCAACAGAUACAUCUACCUACUUUUAUGUUUAAUGGUUGAUGCAUUUCCAGAAUCAAGGUUAACUGUCAGUUUGUGUUGUGUUUUGAUAUUAGGUUGGUUGCAUUGCUCCUAUGUUGAUAGUCAUAUAUACGCGCGCGCGUGUGUAUAUAUAUAUAUAUAUAUAUAUAU